AAUAAAAGGAAAAUAAAAAAUAAAUAAAAAACUGCUGCUGAACAACACCAAAGAAUUUGUUUAAAAGUUUCCAUUCCUGGUAACAGCAACAUCAGCUUGGUUUUGCUUAUUUUCAAGCUUGAAGCAUGGCGUUUUCCGAUCAAACACCGGAGGGAUCUUCGCAGAGAAAAAUGGGGAGAGGCAAAAUUGAAAUAAAGAGGAUCGAAAACACCACAAAUCGGCAAGUCACCUUUUGCAAGCGCCGCAACGGGUUACUGAAAAAAGCCUAUGAAUUAUCUGUUCUUUGCGAUGCUGAAAUUGCACUCAUCGUCUUCUCCAACCGUGGCCGCCUCUAUGAGUAUGCUAACAGCAGUGUCAGAACAACAAUUGACAGGUACAAGAAAGCAUGUAUUGAACCCUCAAAUUCGGAAUCUGUUUCUGAAGCUAAUGCACAGUUUUACCAGCAAGAGGCAUCCAAACUUCGAAGACAGAUCCGGGAAACCCAAAAUCUGAACAGGCAUAUUCUGGGUGAAGCUCUUAGCAGUAUGACCUUGAAAGAACUCAAGAACCUGGAGGUAAAAUUGGAGAAAGGAAUCAGCAGAAUUAGAUCCAAAAAGAAUGAAAUGCUAUGUGCUGACAUCGAGUUCAUGCAAAAGAGGGAGGUUGAGCUGCAAAAUCAAAACAAUUAUCUGCGAGCAAAGAUAGCUGAAAAUGAGAGAGCACAACAGGAGCAAACGACAAGCAUGAUGCCAGAAACCGCGUAUGAGUCUACGUCUUCACAAGCAUACGAUCGGAACUACCUCCCUAUAAACCUUCUGGAAUCCAACCACUACUCCUGCGCAGACCAGACAGCUCUCCAACUUGUCUAGUCUAAUCUAAAACGUACACCAUCACCAACGGAAUGAAUUAUUGCAUCACCUCAUCAUAUAUAUAUAUAUAAUGAUUUGUGCAAACACUCUAGCUUUUAAAUACAAGCAACAAGCGAUCAUGAUUGUAGUUUCAAUAAUUUCCAUAAAAGAUUGUAAAUUUGCAAGAAUUUGUACUACAAUAUAAGACAAGAGUGUGCCAUGAAAACCAUUCCCACGUACGGUUUUAAUAACAACAACAUAAAAGAACAUCACGGUUCUUGAUGAUCAGUAUAUAUGCAAUUUACAA
Corylus avellana is the source of this 1134-nucleotide messenger RNA. Its product is annotated as agamous-like MADS-box protein MADS1. NCBI's taxonomy places the organism in Eukaryota, Viridiplantae, Streptophyta, Magnoliopsida, Fagales, Betulaceae. Gene Ontology annotation, biological process: positive regulation of transcription by RNA polymerase II. The record is from RefSeq and is a predicted model, not a curated record. Gene Ontology annotation, molecular function: DNA-binding transcription factor activity; RNA polymerase II transcription regulatory region sequence-specific DNA binding; protein dimerization activity. Gene Ontology annotation, cellular component: nucleus.